Xenopus laevis (African clawed frog) is the source of this 2477-nucleotide messenger RNA. It is a transcript of the gene slc7a2.2.L, whose product is annotated as solute carrier family 7 (cationic amino acid transporter, y+ system), member 2, gene 2 L homeolog. The record is from RefSeq and is marked provisional. Gene Ontology annotation, cellular component: plasma membrane; membrane. Lineage: Eukaryota; Metazoa; Chordata; Amphibia; Anura; Pipidae. Gene Ontology annotation, molecular function: L-arginine transmembrane transporter activity; amino acid transmembrane transporter activity; transmembrane transporter activity. Gene Ontology annotation, biological process: L-arginine import across plasma membrane; L-ornithine transmembrane transport; amino acid transport.
GAAAGUGUCAGUUGGACUUUCUUUCGCUAUAGUCUCACUUUAAAAUAGCAAAACCUCUGUUAUUGAGCAAAGAAAUCAGCAGUUUUAAUGAAUUUAACGAGAGGAGAGUAUUUGUGAGUGUAAAUUGUUAAGUGUAAGGUUGGGAUUUAAAAACGAUUGAAGAAAAUUUCAUUAACACAACAGAGCUACACGUACUCACUCAAAAAUAUCAGCUUAUUCAGACUGUUGGUUGGUGACUGCUUUGGUUUGGAGAUGAAACCCUAUGAAGGACUAUACAGCUUCUACAAAAUCCUAACUAGAACAAAGCAUGUGACCUUAGAGGGAACCGGUAGUUCUGACCUUUGCCGUUGCCUCUCAACUCUUGACCUGGUGGCUCUAGGUGUUGGGAGCACAUUGGGUGCUGGGGUGUAUGUCUUGGCAGGAGAAGUGGCCAAAGUGGAUUCUGGGCCCAGUAUCAUUAUAUCCUUCUUAAUUGCAGCUCUAGCCUCAGUGCUUGCAGGACUGUGCUAUGCGGAAUUUGGUGCACGUGUACCACUCACAGGAUCUGCGUAUCUCUACAGCUACGUGACAGUUGGGGAACUCUGGGCCUUCAUCACGGGAUGGAAUCUCAUUUUAUCCUAUGUUAUAGGUACCUCCAGUGUCGCCCGGGCAUGGAGUGCCACUUUUGAUGAACUGGUGGGCAAGAAGAUUGGGAAUUUCUUAGGCAAUACUAUGCACAUGGAUCUUCCAGGACUUGCUGAGUAUCCUGAUAUAUUUGCAGUGUGCCUUAUAAUCCUUCUGGCAGGCCUUCUCUCCUUUGGAGUAAAAGAGUCAACUGCAGUGAACAAAGUCUUCACUGCUAUUAACAUACUGGUCCUUCUGUUUGUUAUUGCCAGCGGCUGUGUUACAGGCAACUUAAAAUAUUGGAAAAUGAGCAAGGAAGACCUUUGGGCUACCAAGCAGAGUGUGAGUAAUCACUCUAUAGGAAAUGAAACUGGACUGGACUUUGGGGCGGGUGGAUUCAUGCCAUUCGGCUUUAGCGGAACACUGGCAGGAGCUGCCACUUGCUUUUAUGCCUUUGUUGGUUUUGACUGCAUUGCAACAACAGGAGAGGAGGUGAAGAAUCCACAAAAAUCCAUUCCACUUGGCAUAGUGUUGUCAUUGUCCAUUUGCUUCUUUGCCUAUUUUGGGGUCUCUGCUUCCCUUACCCUCAUGAUGCCAUAUCACCUCCUGGACUCGCAGAGCCCAUUGCCAGCUGCUUUUGAAUAUGUUGGCUGGAAUGUGGCUAAGUAUAUUGUGGCUGUUGGAUCACUCUGUGCUCUAACUACAAGUCUCCUUGGAUCCAUGUUCCCUAUGCCUCGGAUACUCUUUGCUAUGGCCAGAGAUGGAUUGUUAUUUCAACCACUAUCUAGGGUCAGUAGCCGUCAGAGCCCAGUGAUCGCCACCAUUGUAUCAGGAGUUGUAGCAGCUCUUAUGGCAUUUCUCUUCAACCUGAAGGCUCUCGUUGAUAUGAUGUCUAUUGGAACCCUGCUUGCCUACACUUUGGUGUCAACGUGUGUAUUAUUACUGAGGUAUCAGCCACAAACAGAUUUCGGGAAAAGCCCAGAUGGAAAUCUUCAGGAGCAGAAUAUCAGCUCUAUAUCUCACCUGCCAGAAACUCCUUCUGUGCACUCUUCAGCUCUUGUGACACGCUGUGUGAUUGCCAUAACUUUGCUAGUUUGUGUAGCAAGUGUGGUGUCUACAGUGGGAUCACAGUGUCUGCUCUCAGGAAGAGCUUGGUGCCUUUCGCUGCUUGUCCUGAGCCUGCUUGGAAUAAUAAUUGCAUUAGUGAUUAUUUGGAGACAGCCACAGAACCAGAGUAAAGCCACGUUCAUGGUUCCCUUUGUGCCAGUUCUUCCUGUGGUUAGUAUUCUGGUCAAUAUAUACCUGAUGGUGCAGCUGAGUACGGAUACCUGGCUCCGUUAUGCAGUAUGGAUGGCAGUUGGGUUUGUCAUCUAUUUUGGCUAUGGAAUUAGACAUAGCAUUGAGAGGCUGCAUUUAAAGGAGACCUGCACACAGAAAAUGGCCAUCAGCUCAACUGAAACUCUAUGUAAAGCUCAGUGUCUUGAGCUACAGCUUGGGGAAGCCAAGCCCAUGGACUGAACGUAAAAUACAUAUCUGAAUUGUGGUUUGGCAUUUACUUUAUGGACCAGUUGCAUUUACACCCUAUGACACAGAAUAAUGCAGCCAAUGUUCACCUGGCCUUGUGAGAAGGAAAGUCUUCUUGCAUGGAUUACAUAGUACAUUAUUUUGAUGUUUUAUUAUAGUUUAGUACACUUUAGGUACCAAUAUAAUGUUUAAGAAAUUCAAACCCAAACAAGUAUCACCGAGUGUGCAGAAAAUCCAGUCUAUGAAUGAUGGUAGGGAAAGAGUCACCCGUGGAGGAUCUUUCCCCUCUCCAUCAUUUGUUUUGAGAGAAUAAAGAGGACUGAAGAGGUUUCUCCAGUCAAUUAAUCAAA